AGGACGUGCCAAGAAGAUUUCACAGAGGAAGAUAAGACUUAAUAAAAACAGUGGUGUCUCCGAUCUCUCUACGCACAGAGACAGAAGGAAAUUUUACUUAGAGAUCAUGGAAAAGAAUUCUCAGGAGAGCCCCGAGGUCUGUCACUUUUUACAUGCAGAAGCGUCUAAGACAAGAAAGAAGACCUGCAAAAGAUACAAAAUCUGUGGAUUGCUCUUCUGCAUACUGGUGAUUUUUCUUAUUCUGAUAUUUUUUGGUGUCAAAUAUUUCUGGAACCCUUCACCUAAAAAAAUAUACGAUAUGGAACACACAUUCUUUAGCCAUGGGGAGAAAAAGAAGAUUUUGAUGGAGAUAGAUCCUCUAACCAGAACAGAGACAUUCAGAUCUGGAAAUGGCAGAGAGGAAAUUUUAGAAAUACAUGACUUUAAAAAUGGAAUAACUGGCAUCUUUUUUGGAGAACUUCAAAAAUGCUUCAUCAAAACUCAGAUUAAAGCAAUACCUGAAACUACGGAGGCUGAAAUACAGGAACCUAAGGAAGAUGAACUGAUGACUACCUACUUGGAGCAAUCCAUGGUCUGGAUUCCAGAGGAAAAACCUAUUGACAACAAAGAAUUCCUAAAGAGCUCCAAAAUUUUUGACAUCUGUAAAAAUGUGACCACACACUGGAUCCACCCAACUCUGAUCACAGCUCCUGAGCUGCAUGACUUUGAAGAUGGAGGGGAAGAUAAUGUCCACUUCCUUGUGACCAAACAAGAUGGGGCUGAAAGACAGAAUGAGCACCAUGUGGAUAAGGAUGCGAGGCCAGGAACCAAACGCCGGGCCCGGCAGCUAACUGAAGAGGAUCUUCCCGUAAAUGACUAUACGGAGAACGGACUUGAGUUUCACCCCUUGUGGGAUGAACGAGGCUACUGCUGUGCUCAGUGUCGCCGCGCCAACCGAUACUGCCAGCGGGUGUGUGAGCCUCUGCUGGGCUAUUACCCGUAUCCCUACUGCUACCAGGGAGGAAGGGUUAUCUGCAGAAUCAUCAUGCCAUGCAACUGGUGGGUGGCACGCAUGUUAGGGAGAGUGUAGGGCCACACACCUGCUGAAGCAAUGGAACUAUAACUAAUGUAUGUCCUUGCUGUAUAGAAGGACCCUAUUGUACACUGCCGCUCAGCUAGCCUCCCUGUAUUACAAGCCUGUAAAAUGCAGGCUGUUAACUCCUUGAUUCCUGCUGCGUGCUCCAGCCAUGCCUGGCUGAUUACACCACCUGUGCUGCUGUUCUAUUCUAUUCGAUACCACGCUCAUCCCUGCAGUAUCUUGAGUGCCUGCUGAACACAGCAGGUGCAGCCUAACGUUCCCCUGCUUGCGGUGAAAUGUUCAUGGACAGCAUGCAAAGGAUGAAUAGGCAAGAUUGUAUCUGUGCUGCACCCUAAGAAACAAGCCAAACAAUAAAUGUUUUGUAUGAGCAAUUGCAAAGAAAAGUUAUUUAAACUCAGUCUGUGCUGUUUAGUGGGUCUGACAAGUGAGCUCACUGUGCAGCUCCAGAGCCAGCUAACAUGCGGAGCUCAGGUUCCAGGUCCCUCACUGGGCUCAGCUAGCUAAGGUCUUACAAAGGCGAGUGAGGGUUGCAGCACAGUAUCCGUAUCCCUGUUUGUGCCAGACUGCAAACAGAUUGACUACACUGACCUGGCCAUUCCCUCAGCACCUCUCUAGACACACAAACCACACAGGACUCCUAUGGGCACUUAGUUCAUCAGAAAUCCAGGUACCAGGCAUUCACAUGCUGGCACUCUUCCCUCCGAGUCAGCAUCUUAGCGCGAUGCUAGGGGCUGCUGGGCUACGGUAGAUGCCAUCAUCUGGCUGAGAUACUAGGGCAGGUACCUGUCUCAUUUGUAGUCAUUAAAAUAGCCCAUGACACUUCUCACAAGUCCUGGCCAAUUUCCUGCUUGUGUAAUUACAUUCUGCCUUCUCACAUUCCCCCUGCCUUUCCAGUUGGACAGAGUAGACUUCACUUACAUUCUUAAGGAAAAAACAGCCCCCACAUGCUGGUUAUUGCGUAUUUAUCCAUCUGGAAGAAAACAGAGUCUUCAUUCUCAGGUUGGUUGCAACAAGUCAGAGACAGUUUAUUUUCCUGACACUUGCAAGGGGAGAGUAAACCCAGACAGGGGUUCCCCCCGUCCCAGGCAGGUCUCCGUUAGAUAAACAAUUAGAGCAAGAAUUUAUACCUUUUGUUACAGACAAUAACGAUCAACAACCACAUCUUGUUUAUACAUAUUCCUUCUGAUAUCUUACUUUUCUCAGCAGUUCCUGCUACAGUCUGUAUUCCAUUCUUAUCUAACACAAGGUCAAAAAACAGUAUUGCUUACAGUUUUUUGUUCCACUUGCUUUCCACUUGCCCAGGCCCUGCCUGAAAUCUUGCAUUAUUAGAGCUAGUGUUAGCCUGACUCUUAUUUUAUUCCUAAAAGUUAAGAUAUCUGCAUUCAAAUUCCCUUUAUCCUUUUCUCUGCUUCCACACUCUCCCCUUUUGUGCUUCCAGCACAACCAUCACUCUCAAACCUCUAUUCUCAUUAAAUCUUGUAUUUCUGACUCUAGCUCACACGGUACAACCUUCUGGGGUUUAACUGAAUACAAUGACAAA
Molecule: messenger RNA, 2618 nt
Organism: Gopherus flavomarginatus (Mexican gopher tortoise)
Lineage: Eukaryota; Metazoa; Chordata; Testudines; Testudinidae
Gene: TNMD
Product: tenomodulin
Exons: 8
Coding region: 107-1069 (320 amino acids)
Biological process (GO): negative regulation of endothelial cell proliferation; negative regulation of angiogenesis
Source: RefSeq, a predicted model, not a curated record